This is a messenger RNA of Oikopleura dioica, 1152 nucleotides long. The record is from the annotation of a GenBank genome assembly. NCBI's taxonomy places the organism in Eukaryota, Metazoa, Chordata, Appendicularia, Copelata, Oikopleuridae.
AUGCUCAGAGCCUUUGAUGAGCUGUGCAUCGAAUUUGCGAAGCGUGCUGGGGCCUUCAACUCUUGGUUCGAAAAUGUCGAAGAAAAUUUGACUGAUCCAAUCACAUCAGGAAGCGUCCAGGAAGUCGAAAAACGAUUCCUCGAUCACGACAAGGAUGUCCGCGAAGUCAAAAGCGAGGAAGCCUCACUUGUCAAGCUUCGACUUCUUGACGAAAAAAUCCGAACAGAGGCAAAGAUCGAGGAUAACCCAUACACUUGGUAUCAGAUGGGCGAGCUUGAGAGCAUUUGGGACAUGACGGGAACGAGAUUGACCGAGCGCAUGAAAGAUUUGGAAGAUGAAAAAACCCGGCAAGUUCGAUUCGACGAGAUGCGAAAACAGUUCGCCGACUUCGCAAAUAGAUUCGCUGAGUUCAUCAAUUCCAUUCGCAAUAAACUCCACAGUAACGCUCAUGAAACUCUCGAGGAGCAGCUUCACAAUGUUAUUGAUCAAGAAAACGCAAUCAGAGCUGGCAAACGGGACCUAGACCUGAUUGAAAAGCUCAACGCCACAAUGGAGCAAGAACUGAUCUUCGACAACGAGUACACUAAACACUCGGCUCUUGGACUCUCGCAAAGCUGGGACGGAGUCAUUCAGAUGUGCCAGCGGAUGCAGCGCUCGCUCAAGCAGCAGAUUGAAGCUCGAUCAAAGACUGGAAUCUCUGAAGAGCGAAUUCAGGAAUGGCGUGAGUGUUUCGAGCAUUUCGACGUCGAUAACACUGGUCUUCUCGACUUUAUUGGAAUGAAAUCGCUCUUCCGCUCAUUGGGUAUUGAUUUGGCGCUCAAGGAUGGAGACCAAGAGUCUGAUGAUUUCCUUGAAAUACUCGCGCAGAUGAAUCUCAGCUGUGAAUCUGCAGUUUCCAAGGACGAAUUUAUCUCAUACAUGAUCACUCGUGAGACAACCCAGGUUCGCGGGAAAGAGGACAUCUUCGUUGCUUUCAAGGCGAUUGCUGAUCCUGAGAAGCCUUACAUCACCGAAAAGGAACUUCGAUCUAACCUUACUUCCGAGCAAGCAAAGUACUGUCUUCGUAUUAUGCCGCUUUACAAAGGCGCUGAUGCUCCUAUGAAUGAAAACACACUCGACUACCACAAAUUCGUCAACGAAUACUUCAAAUAA